This is a messenger RNA of Dichomitus squalens LYAD-421 SS1, 1626 nucleotides long. RefSeq lists its product as uncharacterized. The record is from RefSeq and is a predicted model, not a curated record. The coding region runs from base 90 to 1526 and encodes 478 amino acids. The transcript has 6 exons. NCBI's taxonomy places the organism in Eukaryota, Fungi, Basidiomycota, Agaricomycetes, Polyporales, Polyporaceae.
CGGUGAAGUACUACCAGAUUGGUGGCUUCAGAGCGCACUUGCAAUGGUUCAAGGAUGACACUAGCAGGGAUGGCCUGAUUGAACGCCUCAUGCGCAUGUUCCGAGACGACGGCGAUCUUGUGCUUGGAAUCCGGCCUAACGGCGCAUCGUCCUUGCUGCUCCCAGUCGAUCGGUACUUUGACCUUCGCCUCGGUCCGUAUCCGCGACAGCCCCCGUGGGACGCAGGCGAGUUCGAGUCUCUUUCACCCAUCCAGUUCGGCGAGAGAAAGGAGCUGGUGGAGAAGCUAUCGUCCCUCGUAAGCAACAGGAAAAACAAGAACGAGGCCCCUCGCGAUCGGAGUAGGGCGAACACGGAAUUCACCGCAGGCGGGGAUGGCAAGAGUCAAAGUGGGGAGGAUAGAUCCUCCUUCGAACAUCAGCGGGUGCUAUACCGCCUUCUACAGAAGUCCAUCGCACAUCCCGAGCACUUCGCUGUCAGCUGGCCCCCCUGGUUCGGCGAUGUUCAGGUCUACUCCUUCGCAUUCAACUUAUGGGGCGGGGACAAGCGCGCGUUGGACGUACGGAUGGCUGACCCUCGAGUCCUCGACGUGGGGUGGACAGAGUUCGACCCGCCCUCCGAUGAUGAUGAUUUGAAGGCGGUGUCAACCACCCACUUGACCGUUGAGGAGGAGCGCUAUCUCGCAAAUCCUGGGAGAACACGACUGAACCUCCCAGACAUCACCCAAGUCAUGCCUCGAGCCGAGGUUUCUAAUCUGCUACAGACAAUGUUCGCUCCACAGCAAGGGGAAGAAGGCUGGUCACCGAAGCUGCUCCUAGUUCACGACGAGAAGAUGACGAAGCGUGUCCUCAGUAGUCUUGGAGUUGAUACGUCAAGAUGGGCUAGUGGGAUCAAGCAUCUACUGUACAACUCGAGCGGCUCGAGUCGGAAUGGCCGGAAUGAUGUCCAGCCAGGACAUCGCGACUCCCGUAGCAAAUGGUCCAGGGAGCGUUCGCGAUCUCCGGGGAGAUGGAGGGCGAAUGAACGUGACCUCCGUCCUCGGUCUCCAGGCCCGCACCGCACCGAGGCCGCCCCGGUGUACAUUAUCGAUGCAGGCGUUCUCUAUCGGCACCUAAUGAAGGUUCCUCCUGGGCAGCACGAUUCGAUCCUGUUGAUUGCCAAAGCACUCUCUGUCAAGGACACCGCGCUCCGUAGAGGCGAGGAUGACCAAGUCAUCUACGAAGAGAUCGAUCCGAAGGAAUGGUGUGCUGGAAGGGAAAGCAGGCUGCUUGGGUACAUAUGGGAAAGCAUGGCUGUUGGUACCGCGAUCGACGAACAACGAGCGUUCCGAAUUAGAUUCGUCAGGGAGGACCUGCUUGCGGCGGCCUCCGUACUACCAAACGCGCAUUCGACGCGGACUGACGACGGCGACGUCGAUCCCAACGAUCUCAUACAACCUGUGUUACCCGGGUCAAGGCAGACGCGAGUGAAUUCUCUGCAACCAUCGGGACUGUUUGAUUCGGAUGACGAAGAAUGGGAGGAUGACUAGCUUCGGACCUCGGUACCCUCGCAAGCUGUAGCAGAUUUUGACAUUGCCAUCUCAUACCAUGUAUCUCGCAUCAUAUUGUAAUACAUACAAAGCGAACCCG